Molecule: messenger RNA, 4635 nt
Organism: Rhopilema esculentum
Lineage: Eukaryota; Metazoa; Cnidaria; Scyphozoa; Rhizostomeae; Rhizostomatidae
Source: RefSeq, a predicted model, not a curated record
GGAAAUAGAUUCAAAUGCCCGAAUCUGUUGGAAGAUGUAGUCUUUGAGUUGGUCAGGAAAAUGCAUGCACGCACUUAUUUGAUUUUCGGUUUGUGGAUUUGUCGAUUCAGUUAAUCUAAAACAGAAUUAGUCUAAAGCAAAGUUCAGUUCCAAAAACAAGUUUGUCACCAUGAAUGAUGAUUAUGUUUGUUUGCUGUAAUGGUUUUUUGGUUACAGGUAAAGCUUUUGGAAACAAUUUGACCACCUUUGCAAAACUGAACAAUUUGACCACCUUUGCAAAACUGAUCAACAAGAUUUGGAGCUAUUUAUGCAAGAUUUAUCAUUUAGUUUAGACAACGUAGCAACGACGGUCUUCAGCUUUGACAGGUAUUGAUAAACAUGAAAUUUCUUGUUAAGAUCACAUUAAUUUACUUCCUUCUGGCUAUGGCUGAAGCUAGAAUAUUGCGAAGAAACUGCGGUGAUUAUGCUGAUUUCAGUUACGUUCAAAACGAUCAAGCUCUUGUUGGGCAUCUCCUGGAGGCAUUUGUUGGUUUGCUGCCAAAACAAUGCGAAGAAGAAUGUAUCAACCACGUGCUCUGCAAGUCAGUAAACAUUGAAACAAGUGGAAAUAAAUCAUGUGAACUGAAUAGCAAAACGCCUGCCGAUGCAACUGACCAAGUGUCUCUUGCGCCGAGAAGUGGUUGGGUAUUCAAAUCAACUAAAUUUACGGAACGAUUGAUUGGACAUUUGUGCAAGAAGCGAAACCCAUGUGGGGGUACCCAACUAUGCAUUGACGUCUGUUAUCCUCCUGGCUACGUAUGCCAUGAGUGCAAGGAACUGAGUUCUGGGAUGGCCUGUCGAAGAGGCCCUUUAUUCAAAAACAUCGCUAAACAUAAGCCGGUUCAUCUAACAAGUGUCUACUACGCUAACGCAGGCCACGCUGUUGAUGGAUAUUUGCCAACAUACUACAGAAAUGACUAUGGUGUUUAUUUUUGCUGUGCUAGGCUCCGUUAUUCUGGUUGGUUGAGAGUUGAUUUUGGUGUGCCUGCGGAGGUGCACACAGUAGAGAUAUAUGGAAGAGGAGAUGAUCAUGAUCUAUCAUACCACAAGCAAUUACAAUUAAUUUUAGGAAACUCAGCUAGCCCCGAUAGCAACAGUCUGUUUCAGUCUGCCACUUUUGAACUGAACCGUCAUUUAAGGCCGAAAACGUUUAGUAUCAACCCACCUAUUCUUGUUAGAUAUUUAUUUAUAAAGUCAGCUAUUAGUUAUUUGACAAUCUGUGAAGUUAUAGUAAAAGGAUAUUUGCCGCUAUGAAGCUAUAAAUGUGAUAUAUGGAAGAAAGAUGUGGUGGCGCCAAAAUUUGGCACUAAAGGGUUCAAAACACCUGCAAGGGGGCUUUUAUUUUUCAAAGGGUAAAACUCAGUUGAAUCUUGAUAUAGCAAGGAUCCCAGAAAUUCUAUUAAAAGUUGAUAACUUCCACACAAGGGAGGAAAAGGGUUUAAUUGAUGUUAUAAAAUAUGGAAGCCCCCUUAGGGUCACCAAGUCAUCUCCUUGGCAUCACUUCUUCUUGACUGAAAAGCGAACGGUUGAUACUAUGGUUUCUUCACUAUCUUUUAAAAAAUAUAUGAAGAACCAAACGACGAAUUUUGAUUUGCCCUUAACGUUUCGCUCGAAAGAAGCAGAUAACCAAAAUCUCAUAAGGCCAGAAAAUGUAUUUUUUCACGUAUCUUUGCAUUCAGUAUGACACGAAAAAUGCUACAAAUAAGAAUGUGUCAUUUGGAAGAAAACAUCAAGAAAAACCAAGCAAAAUGCAACUUUUAAGAGAAUUAUGUUCACCCCAGUUUUUUUUAAAUUCGAUGAAACCCCACCAGAAAGAAACUGAAAUAUCUACUCAUUAGAAAGAUGACGUCAAUGUGUAGUAGUAUUUAAAGUCAUCUAUCUAAUUCAUCCUUUUUAAAGAAUACCAAAGAAGUUGGGUUGAUUUACUUUUAGCUUUGCAUGCCUUUUGUUUCAGCAUUAUUUCUUGUUUUCUAAUGCACCUACGUUCGUUGGUGUGACUUGAGAUAACAGUAGGGCUAAAGUAGAAAGCUAAACUAAACAGCCAAAUUGUCUGGUUAGUAAGUUUUUAAGAGGCCAGCAGAGCAAAUAGUCUAGUACCCUGGGUACCAGACUCACUUUAUGUAAAAUAACAGAUUUGUGUAGAAACCUAAACCUUCAUGUUUAAACGUUAGUUAACAACGUAUGGAUGAAAUCUAGAAUGGAGGACUGGGUCAAGUACCCCAAUCUGAAAAUAGCAAUUGGGGGCACUUUUCAGCUUAUGUCUCUUGAGCAUCAUUAUCAACGUGUAAAAUUAGCCCAUUGUACCCAUUUUUAUGCUGGUACAACAAUUUGCACAAUUCAAGUCAAAUACUGUGUUUAAGCCUAGAAUAUGAAGGUAAAACCCAAAUUCUAGAACUAGGUUCCAGUAGCCCAUUCUAAAAAUAGCACUAAGGGGUGAGAUUGUCAAUUACAUAUUUUCGUAUAACUUUUCAGUUUGUUGAUAGAAAGGAGAAAGCUACAUUUCAUAUUCAUAUAAAAGAGAGUAAUUAUUUAGAAAAGAAUCGGCCAAGUCUAAAAAUAGCGCUUGUGUCUUUUUGGCAUCGUUAUCAGCGUGUAAAAAUAAACCAGCAUACCCAUUUUCAUGCUGGUAUCACAAUUUGCACGAUUCAUGUUCUAACAGCCCAGACUAAAAAGGAAAUGACUUAAACUCAAAAAUUUUCUGGGGGAGCAUGCCCCUUGACCCCCCACUAGUAAACAAAAAUUCCACCACAAAAAGUAUUUGUUCAUUUUACUUUGUUACAUGCAUGUUUUCUAAAAGAAAAAAGUGUCUAAAAGAUCAAUAUUUCAUCUGGCGUCCUUAGGUUUCCCUCAAAGUACUAAAUGCCCGCAACAGUUCCCUAUUAUACCUAUGAAAAUAAAAUGAAUUAGCCAUUUUACUACAGCACGAUUUCUCUUGUAAUUUCCUCAAACGUAGCCUUUAUACGUUUUUGAGAGUCGGUCCAUUUCGUGUGUGUUAGUCAAACUUGUCUCGACACCCCCCUCCCCCCUCCAAAGAAAUAUGUUUGCCAUUUGCGCCCCUGUGGAGAUAAUAUAUCAUGGUAAAAGUCAAACCCUUGACAUACUAAGAUUUUUCUUUUGACCAUGGCUUUAUUGAGAAUCUUGUUUCACAUUAUGUUACAAUUUCCACAUCGCCAAAGUUUCAAUAUGAAAUUUAUGUGAGCGAGAAAGCAUAAAAUGUUUACUUGAAAAUGUUUUUAUUAGUAAAGAUUGACUAAAUUUCGAAUUUUUGUAAAACUAUAGAGCAUUUUAACUGUGACUGUGCAAUAACUGUAUUGAUAUUAGUACCCUGGAUGCUAGAGCCACAGUGAAGAAUCGGUCGGUGAAAGAGUGGGUAGUAAGACGAGAGGGCUCGGGCAUUUCUUUCACUGAGGCAUUGGUACCCAGAGUAUGUUGUCAGAAAUGUAUCGAUUUUAAAUGCUGUCAAUCCCCGUAUUGUUUACAGCACUAGGAGAGCCCUUCCAUUCAUUCAAAAAGAUUGCGUUCCUGCCACCCAAAAGAGCUCUAUUGUUUAUGAAUUUACGUGCCAGUGUGAUUCUGGCUCCGUAUUAUGCACAACCCAAAGAUUGGGGGAUAGGAUAGAACAACAUGUUCCUUUUAACAUAAGAAGCAAAACUGUCCCUCCAAGAGAACAGCCUCUUUGAUCUUAUAGGUUUAGAAACACCGUUAAAACAAGCAAUUCAGCAAACGGUCAUUAUUUUUUAGAUAACCCAUAAGUAAUCAUUUUUCACGUCUAGCACUAUGAAGAACAUGUAUUGUUGUAUUCUGAUUUGUAGAAUAUUAAUUAAUUAAUAUUUAUUCUACAAGCAAUGUAUUGUUACUCGAAUGACACGAUUUUAGUAUUUGUUUCUAAUUAGAAUUUGCUAACACAGAUGUAAAGCAUAGUUGCACUUAACGUUAAAAAACAAUUGACAAAUUAAAAUAUUUCUACGCUAGUAGAAAAUGGCAAGGAUUUUAUUGAAUUUUUAUCUUCAGGACUUAAUUUUGUUUCAUACAGAUUCAAAACCAAAUGAUGCUCAUUAAGGGCAUUUGACACAGGUAAAAGUGACUUACAGCCACUCGACCACGAGCAGUUGACCAAUCAAAUUGCACACAGAGAAAAACAGGUGAACAAUUUCCGUCUUUCUGCAAAUCGGUGAAAUCCUAAGAGCAGCGCACAGUGGUUUCACGUGAGCGGUUUUCAAUACCUUUCUUGUGCGCGUGCUCUGAUCAAAUUGGCCUAAGUUAUUUUUGGAUUCGCUGUACUUAUGCAUGUCAAAUAAUAUUAAUCAAACGGAAUGAGUGGUAAAAAGUUGCUUUGCUUCCAAUUUUCAAAAAUGGAAAGAGGCUCGGUAAGCGUAUCGUACUUGAAUGUCAAAAUAUCUCCUGCGCAUGCUUGUACCGCAGACCUCUUUCCGUUUCCCGUCAAUACCGUGAAGAGGAAAUUCACCUUAACAAUUCAGGUAAAUCAACGGUAGGGCAAACGCUCCACGUUGAAUUAAAUUUUUCAUUACAUUUUCAUUCAAUUUUUGAACAUUACCUGACAUUUGAAACUGUGAAAAGUGGCAAAAGAGGAAAGUA